This is a messenger RNA of Fulvia fulva, 4440 nucleotides long. RefSeq names its product Vacuolar protein sorting/targeting protein 10. Gene Ontology annotation, cellular component: Golgi apparatus; membrane. The record is from RefSeq and is a predicted model, not a curated record. The transcript has a single exon. Gene Ontology annotation, biological process: Golgi to vacuole transport; protein targeting to vacuole; Golgi to endosome transport. Gene Ontology annotation, molecular function: protein binding. Bases 1 to 4440 code for a protein of 1479 amino acids. NCBI's taxonomy places the organism in Eukaryota, Fungi, Ascomycota, Dothideomycetes, Mycosphaerellales, Mycosphaerellaceae.
AUGCGACAGGUCCGCCUCCUGCUGGCAGUGGCCGUCAAUCUGCUGGCGCUGGGAGCUGCGGGCAAGAAAGAUGAGCCGACGAUUGAAGAGACGAAAUUCGAACACCAGCCGCGUAACAUCCUCUUCUUCGAGGACAGCGACACAGUCUUGCUCACCGAUGCCGAACUCACCAAAACCUACCGCUCCACGGACGGCGGCUCCAAGUGGGAGCUCUGCAAGAGUGGCGAUGAUGAGAUUGACGGUGUGAUGGAAGUGGUGAAGCAUCCGCUUGAUAAGAAGACGGCGGUCAUCUUGGGCCAUGACAAGGAGCACUGGAUCACUCAUGAUCGGGGAGAAACAUGGACGUCCUUCAAGUCCGAGGAGAGCCCAGCCCAUACUCGUCCAGGCAUCUCGUUCCAUGCGACGGAUCCCAAACGCAUGAUAUAUAAUGCGGAAUCAUGUACGGGCUUGAUGUGCACUUCGAAGCUAUACUACACCAAGGACGGAUUCAAAACCGAGCCAGAGAAACUUGGAGAGCAUCUGGAUCUGGAGACAUGCAUAUGGGCAAAGAGUACUGACAUCUUCACGACUGGAGAUGAGACGCUGGAUCAAGACCGCAUACUUUGCAUCACACAAGGCUCAUGGUUCUCGUCCAAGAACAAGGUCGUGUAUUCGGAUACUUUCUUCAAGGAUGACGACCACACGGAGCCUACGAUGAGCGAUGGAAGAACUGUCGAGGAUAUCACCAACAUUGCUGCUGUGAAGAAGUACAUCGUCUUCGCGGCAAAGAGUGACAGGACUUCUGAGAUGGCAAUGUAUGUGACAGACGACACCAAGACCUGGCAUCGGGCUGAGUUUGGUGAGCACAAGCUCGAGGAGGGCGCAUAUACCCUGCUGGAAAGCACCAACUACAGUAUGCAAGUGGACGUGAUGACGACGACCCAGAUGUCCCCGGUGGGAGUACUCUUGACGUCCAACAGCAAUGGUACGUUCUUUACGAAGAACCUGGAGCAUACCAAUCGCAACAGCAAAGGCUACGUGGACUUUGAAAAGGUAUCUAACAUCCAGGGUAUUGUCUUGGCCAACGUUGUCGACAACUGGGAAGAAGUCGGGCGCAAAUGGCUGGCCGAUAAGAAGAUUGUCUCCAAGAUCUCGUUCGACGAUGGCAGGACUUGGGAAGACAUGAAAGCUGACAAGGACACCCUCCAUCUGCACUCGGUCACUAGCCCGCACAACGUCGGCCGAAUCUUCAGCAGUCCAGCGCCUGGGAUUGUGAUGGGCGUUGGAAACACCGGGAAAGUACUCAAAGAGUACGAAGAAGGCGACCUAUACGUAUCUGAUGAUGCUGGUCUCAAUUGGAGGCGCGCGAUUGAGAAGCCACACAUCUACGAGUUCGGUGCUCAAGGCUCGGUGUUGGUAGCUGUGAGAGACGGCGAGACUGAUGUCGUCAAAUGGUCAAUCGACCAUGGCAAGAAUUGGGAGAAGGUGACUCUGAAAGACAAGGUCAAGCCAAUGCUUCUGACAACUACGCCUGACUCUACGUCGACCAAAUUCCUGUUGGUGGCGACCCGGGGCGGUGGCUCAGGAACAGAACAUUUGACCAUCGCCAUGAACUUCAAGGAUCUGUCAGACCGAAAGUGCAAGGACAAGGACAUGGAAAAGUGGUCGGCUCGUGUGGAUGACGACGGGGAGCCGACCUGCAUCAUGGGUCAUACUCAGCAUUUUAUGCGUAGAAAGGCGGACGCCGAUUGUGUCGUUGUUACUGACCAUUUUGAGGACCCGGAAGAAGAGAGAAAGCAUUGCAAAUGUACCAAGGCAGACUUCGAAUGCGACUACAACUUCAAGAAGGAAGGCGAUAAGUGCGUUCAGGUUGGUGCUAUCGUGCCCCCUGAUGGUGCUUGUGAUGGCGGAAAGACCAAGUUCAAGGGCACCUCGGGCUAUAGGUUGAUACCAGGAGAUGAUUGUGAUAUGGAUGCCAAAGGUUCCAUCAAUCUAGCCGAAGAAGUGGAUCGAGAAUGUACAGACACGAAGACCCCACCGGUCAAUGGCGACAUCUCGACCGAAGUCACCAAGUUCGAGGGCGACAGAUUUGUUGAGUACUACUACCUCGAGCGAGAGCGAUCCUCAUCCGGUGACGAUGAGUCUAUCGUCAUGCGGACUGAGCGACGAGAGGUAUGGAAGUCACACGAUCACGGCAAGAAGUGGGAGCAGGUUCUCAAAGAUGAAGAGAUCCUGGCCAUCUACCCUCACCAGUACAUCAACGACUACGUGUACAUGAUCACGCCUUCAAAAACGGUACACUAUUCCACCGAUCGAGCACAAAAGUUCCACAAGUUCGAGGCACCCGAGGAGCCAAAUCGAGAUGCCAUUCAAGUGUUGUCAUUUCAUCCGACCAACAAGGAUUGGUUGAUAUGGACGGGCUCCCGAGAUUGCAAAGACAAGUCGACGGACUGUUUGACGGUCGCCCACGUUUCCGAGCACGGAGGUGAAGGUUGGGAAACGCUGCUGCGCGCUGUCCGAAAAUGUCAAUUCGUCUACAGGGACGACCGCGAGGGAUCAGACAACUUGGUCUUCUGUGAACAAUACGAGAAUGAGAAUCAAGACUCCUCGUUAUUGCUCUUGAGUAGCGACGACUUCUUCAAACACCAGAAGGAGGUCAAACGGGACGUCAUCAGCUUCGCUACGAUGGCGGAAUACAUCGUGGUUGCUGUGCGCGAUACAGAGCAGGAAACCCUAAAGGUUGACACCAGCAUUGAUGGUGUCAGCUUCGCUGAUGCCAAAUUCCCGCGCAACUUCCACGUACCUCACCAGCAAGCCUAUACGGUGCUCGACUCAAGUACGCAUGCGAUCUUCUUGCAUGUCACCGUGAACAACAUCAAGGAUCAAGAAUACGGCAGCAUCAUCAAGAGCAACAGCAACGGCACUUCAUAUGUUCUUUCCGUGGCUGAGGUCAACAGAAAUGAUGCUGGCUAUGUAGACUUCGAGAAGAUGCAAGGUCUUGAGGGCGUGGCUGUCAUCAACCGGGUGGCGAAUGUCAAAGAAGUGGACGGAGGAAGCUCAAAAAAGCUUCAGACCUGGAUCACUCACAACGACGGUAGCCGCUGGGAGCAACUGUCGUUCCCAACAAUUCCGAAGGAUGAGAAGAACAAGAAGGACUUCUACCCCUGCCAGCAGAACAAUCAAGAAUGCAGACUGCAUCUCCAUGGCUAUACAGAACGCAAAGAUCCCAGGGACACGUACAGCUCAGCCAGCGCCGUUGGUCUCAUGAUUGGCACCGGCAAUGUUGGCGAGUUCCUUGGCUACAAGAAGGAUGCUGACACAUUCAUUACACGAGAUGGUGGACUGUCCUGGCACUUCGCCGCACCGGGUAACUGGAUGUGGGAGUACGGCGACCAAGGCUCUAUAAUCGUCCUCGUCAAAGAAGAUGAACCCACAGACUUCGUACGGUACACUCUGGAUGAGGGAGAAAAUUGGAAAGAGCACAAAUUCGGCGAAGAGAUGAUUGUUGAAGACAUCACUACUGUUCCGAGCGACACCAGCCGCAACUUCUUGCUCUGGGGCAAGAUUGGUUCAAGCAUUGCCACAAUCAACAUUGAUUUCAGUGGCCUGAAAGAAAGGAGCGUGCAAUGCAAGCUCGACGAGAACAAGCCUAAGGAUAACGACUAUGACCUUUGGGAGCCCAAACAUCCCUACGAGGACGAUGGCUGCCUCUUUGGUCACAUUGCCCAGUACCAUCGCAAGAAGACCAAGUCCGAAUGCUACAACGGCGAGAAGCGCGACCACUUGCAUAGUAUCUCGAAGAACUGCACUUGCACGCGUGAGGACUUCGAGUGCGAUUACAAUUACGAGCGUCAAUCACACGGGUCGUGUGAACCGGUAAAGGGCGUGGAGAGGCCAGACUCAGCGGCUGUUUGCAAGAAGAAUCCUGACCUCCUCGAGUACUAUGAGACCCAGGGAUAUCGUCGCAUCCCGCUGUCGACAUGUGAAGGCGGAUUGACCCUAGAUCAACCUGGUAAACCUAUUCCAUGCCCGGGUAAAGAAGAUGACUACAAGAAGAAACACGCCAUCAGCGGCGCUGGAUUGUUCUUCGCGAUCGUCAUACCCAUUGCCGCAGCCGCAGGCAUAGGCUACUGGGUCUGGAAGAACUGGGACGGCAAAUUCGGCCGCAUCAGGCUCGGCGACAACAUGGGAGGCGGCUUUGGAGACGCUUUCGAUGGCGAUGCGCCAUGGGUCAAGUACCCCGUCAUGGCAGUUUCUGGCAUCGUCGCCGUACUAGCUGCUAUACCACUUUUAGUGGGCAGUAUAUGGAGGACGGUAUCGUCAAUGCUCGGGAGAAGUAGCGGUGGUUACACAAGGCCUUACACGAGCAGGAGUAGUUUCCAGCGAGGCAGGGGUGAUUACGCCGUGGUUGAUCCCGACGAAGGCGAAUUGCUUGGGGAGGAUAGCGAUGAGGAUGUAUAG